AUGGCCGCACAAAUGCAAAACAAGCGCUCCUUCACAGGUCAACACACCUUGCUCCCAGCAGCAGAAGAACACCGCGUCUUCCGCAUCACCUUCGUCUCCCCGCACACCCUCUUCUCAUGGACUUUCGGACGCGGCACCGUCAUAUGGAGGAUAUGGCCCGCCGUCUUGAUGCACACGCUCUUUGCUACUCUCGUCACGAUCGUAUCCAUGAAAACGAAUAUAUACCUCGGCAUACCUAACGUCAUGCUCACCGUUCUCGGUGUCGUCAUCGGUUUCGUGAUCUCCUAUCGAGCUAUGUCGGGCUACGACCGCUACUGGACCGGCCGUUCCGCCUGGUCCGACAUAAUGCGCAACGCCCGCACCUUCACCCGCCUCAUCUGGUUCCACGUCCCCCUCCGGCUCUCCCCCCGCACCGACGCCGAAACCGCCUCGGAAGCCCGUGGCGAAAGGCUCGAGAUGCGGGGGCGUAAGGAGGUUGGGGUGGUGAUGCGGGAGAAGAGGAUGGCGCUGGAUUUGGUGGAUGGGUUCGUGGUGGCGUUGAAACAUCAUUUGAGGAGUGAGUUGGGGAUAUAUUAUGAGGAUUUGUAUGAUCUUGUUAAGCCGUUCCAUGAGCAUGCUCAUGGACGUCACCACCACAUGAUGGAAGUUCAUAUCACGCACGAGCACGAGCACGAUCACAAUCACACCGACCAAGCCCACCGAACGCUCACCCAAUCCCCAUCGCAGACCCAACCCCAACCCCAACCCAUCCCCCAAUCCCUUCUCACCCCGUCCAAACCGCCCGUCUCCGCAAAAGCAUCCACAUCCACGUCCUCCCUCCUGCAAACCCCCCGCGACCCCAUCAUCCCCGCCAUAAACUCCUACGGCUCCAUUGCCCCCACUCCCUCUUCCUCCCCCUCGCUCACACCCACUCCCCGGCCCUCGCGCCAUUCCUCCACCAAAUCGAAAUCGCACCUCCACCUCCUCCACCGCCACUCCUCCACCUCCACCUCUUCCUCCUCAGACUCCGACUCCUCAUCCACCUCCCACAGGCCGCUCCUUCCCGCCAGCCGUGGAGAGGCCGAAGAUGUAUUAGGUAAGAUAAGCGGGGACUUGAUCCCGUUCGGGAGCGUGUUCAGAGGCGUGGGUCGGGUCGUCGGGAGGCUGUUACAUCUCCGGAUUGGAAAAGACUCGCAGGAUUCGCAGGGUGGGGAGAGGGAUGGCGCGAGACAGGCGAGCGAGUUGGGGAGGAAGCAUAGGCCGAGGGUGGCGGGGCAGGGAGAGAAUUUGCCGUUGGAUGCGUUGAGGUUUUUGAGUGAUUGGACGGCGGUGUUGGAGGAGAGGGGGACUGUUCCUGGGACGAGUUUGGGAUCGAUGAUUGGUUGUUUGGCGGCGUUUGAGGAUAGUCUGUCUACGUUGGAGAGGAUCUUGACUACGCCGUUGCCUUUCGUCUAUUCCGUGCACAUCAGCACCGUCUGGAUCUACCUCAUCUUCCUCCCCUUUCAACUCGUCGACCAGUUCGGAUGGUCCUCCAUCCCCGGAACCGCCAUCGCGGCGUUUAUCUAUCUUGGCUUCGUCGCUGCGGGAGAGGAGAUCGAGCAGCCGUUCGGCUACGACGAGAACGACCUCGACCUCGACAUGUUCUGCAAAGAGAUCGUCCACGCGGACAUCGAGAAAUUGAAACGCACGCCCUGCACGAACGUCUUCCUCGGCUCGCGGCAUCUCAGCGCGAGGGAUCCGUUGUAUGACGGGACGAGGAGCGUGAAGCAAGUACAGGGGGAGGGGGAAGGGAAGGGGAAGGGCGGAGAGGAAGUGGUGGCGGGAAAUGGGAACGGGAAUGGGAAUGCGGAGGAGAGGGAAAGGGAGAGGAGGGAGAGGAGGGAGGAGGGCAGGACGGAGGGGCAGGAGAUGCAUGAUCAUGAGAUCGAGGUCGUCAUCGGGUGA
Molecule: messenger RNA, 1923 nt
Organism: Stereum hirsutum FP-91666 SS1
Lineage: Eukaryota; Fungi; Basidiomycota; Agaricomycetes; Russulales; Stereaceae
Product: UPF0187-domain-containing protein
Exons: 13
Coding region: 1-1923 (640 amino acids)
Molecular function (GO): chloride channel activity
Source: RefSeq, a predicted model, not a curated record